Molecule: messenger RNA, 1137 nt
Organism: Stereum hirsutum FP-91666 SS1
Lineage: Eukaryota; Fungi; Basidiomycota; Agaricomycetes; Russulales; Stereaceae
Exons: 7
Coding region: 1-1137 (378 amino acids)
Source: RefSeq, a predicted model, not a curated record
AUGCUACAAUUGACCGAAGCGGGCUUGAUCUCGACGUCGGUGCAAGCGAUUCUAUAUGGCUUCUCUGUUCUCAUGUUCAUGCUGACGUUCUGGAUCCUUUUACGAGGCCAGAGCAAACAGCAUCCAAACUAUGCACUCAUUACGGCGGCCUGUGCUCUCCUUGUCUUGACCACUGCAGAGAUGGUGGUCAAUAUCAUCCGCAUUUGUGAUGGUUUCCUUACAGUUGGACCUUCACUCCCCGGCGGACCCGUUCAAUACUUUAACGACAUCUCUCAACGCACCUUUCUCAUCAAGAGCUGUCUCUUCAAUACGCAAACACUCAUCCUCGAUGCUGUAGUCAUUUAUCGAGCCUACAUCGUCUGGAACAAUAGGCUCUUGGUCGUGGCACUCCCCGUUCUCGGGUGGAUGGGCCUUUUCGCUUGCUCUGUGGGAAAUAACAUCGCACUUGGGACACUUCCACAGGACACGGACAAUAUCUUCGCCAAUUCGAAGGCGACCGGAGAGUGGAUCACCUCGGUAUAUGCUAUGACUCUGGCGACUAAUUUGACUGCCACCAGUCUCCUUGCGUUUCGCAUAUGGAGAAUCAACCGCUCGGUGGCUCAGUACCGUACCAGAGACCGGCUCUCCCCGAUACUGCGAGUCAUCAUCGAAUCUGGAGCCAUAUACUCCGUUACAAUCACGGCCGCACUCGUCACCUUUGUGGUCCAAACUCCUGUGGUCUAUGUUCUUCUCGAUCUGGUCUCCCCUAUCAUUUCCAUCGUUUUCAACAUGAUCAUCAUCGGUGUCGGCAUGGCCUCCGACCGACUCUUUUCCAGCCACCAGGUAACGACCGAGCCAACAACAACCGACCUCCGCUCCUUCGAGCGUGCUCAACGUAGUGGCGGCGGCGCGUUCCGCAUCAAUCGGAUCGGGGCGAACGGGAGCGUCGACGGCCAUGAGUUGAAGUCUAUUGCCGUGCAUAUCACCGAACAUCGCGAGACAGAUGCGGAUAGGUAUGCUGGCGCUUGGAACGGUGCCGGUUGUCAGUGUGACCAUGAUGGGGAUACAGAUACAGAGGCGGAGAGAACGAAGAACCAAGCCCAUGAGGUAGACGUUGAAGAGGCUGACACUCCAAAUGUUUCGCCUACAGACGUUUGA